Molecule: messenger RNA, 2725 nt
Organism: Podarcis raffonei (Aeolian wall lizard)
Lineage: Eukaryota; Metazoa; Chordata; Lepidosauria; Squamata; Lacertidae
Gene: PMEPA1
Product: prostate transmembrane protein, androgen induced 1
Exons: 4
Coding region: 447-1310 (287 amino acids)
Biological process (GO): negative regulation of transforming growth factor beta receptor signaling pathway
Cellular component (GO): Golgi membrane; early endosome membrane
Molecular function (GO): R-SMAD binding
Source: RefSeq, a predicted model, not a curated record
GAUCUUGCCUGGGCAGGCGAGAGAAAGAGGGAGGCACACACCGAGAGAAACAAAGUAGCAAGUCCCUUUCCCACCCGGCUCUGUCCGCGAACUUCUGGGGCUGGGGGGCAAUGGAGGGGAGGGGGCCAGCCGCAGAGCUGAGAGCUGAGAUCUCCUCUCUCUAGUGCUCCCCAUUUUUUCCCCUAAACUUGAAUCCCUCCCCCCCCGCACCCUGUGAAAUUUAUUUUUGGAGGGUGCGUGUCCCCCACCCCACCCCCAUUCCUUCCUUCCUCCCUCUCCAAAGGGGUUUUUUUUAAUCAAUUAUAUUUGCCCCCCCCUCCCCCCACUACUCUUCUUCUUCUUCUUCCGCCGCCGAACCCCUCGAAGGAAGAUCCCGUCUUUAUGUUGUGCUGUCCGGAGAGACCCCUGAAGUCUUCCCGUCCUUUGUUUCUCCGCUUCUUUUUUAAAUGUAUAACUUGAUGGGUCUCAACAGCACAACCGGAGCCAGCCAGCCCAAUGUCUCCUGUACAUGCAACUGCAAACGGUCUUUGUUUCAGAGUAUGGAGAUCACGGAGUUGGAGUUUGUACAGAUAAUCAUAAUCGUGGUGGUGAUGAUGGUCAUGGUGGUCGUCAUCACGUGUUUGCUGAAUCACUACAAACUCUCUGCACGGUCCUUCAUCAAUCGGCACAGUCAAGGACGGAGGAGAGAGGAGAACCUAUCAUCAGAAGGAAGCUUGUGGCCUUCAGAAAGCACAGUGUCGGGAAAUGGAGUAACAGAGCAGCAAGUCUACACGCCGAGGCCUACGGACCGGCUUGCCGUCCCGUCCUUCUUGCAAAGGGACCGCUUCAACAGAUUCCAGCCGACGUACCCUUACAUGCAGCACGAGAUCGACUUGCCGCCCACCAUCUCUCUGUCAGACGGGGAGGAGCCCCCGCCUUACCAGGGGCCGUGCACACUGCAGCUCCGAGACCCGGAGCAGCAAAUGGAACUCAACAGGGAGUCUGUCCGGGCGCCUCCCAACCGAACCAUCUUUGACAGCGACCUGAUAGACAGCUCGGUUUACGGGGGGCCCCGGCCCCCCAGCAGCAACUCUGGCAUCAGCGCCACCUGCUACGGGAGCAGCGGCCGGAUGGAAGGGCCACCCCCCACGUACAGCGAGGUGAUCGGUCACUUCCCCGGCUCGACCUUUUACCAGCACCAACAGAACAGCGGCGGGGUGACCGCCAUACUGGAGGGGGGCAGGCUCCACCCUUCGUCGCAGUUCGGCAGCCUUGAGAGCACAACAGUGUGGAACAAAGAGAAAGAGAAGCAGAAAGGGCACCCCUUUUAAAAAAGAGCGAGAGAAAGAGAAUGAUAUUAAACACUCUGCACUUGUUAACCGGGGUGGGGUGGGGGGUCGGGGGGGAAGAUAUCGAGAGGCGGAGGCGCUGUGUAUGAAACGCAACGUCCGUCUCCAUAUAAAUAUUUACAUGUUUAUGUUUGGUCUCAAUGCACAAGCCAACCAAGCUUGCAAAACAUUUCUUUGUUGAGUUCUGUCUAGAAAGGUUGUUUUUUUUGGGGGGGGGUAUGUGUUCUGUUUUGUUUUUUUAAGAGAAAAAUACCCAAUCCUUUUUCUCUGCACCCCCCCCCGCACCCCACCUGCCACCUUUUGCGCCUCCCCCGGCCCCCAUUUUGUUUCUAGUUGAGCUGCGUGUUUCGGCGCUACAAUAUUUUUGUUGUUGUUGUUUAUUUCACUUAACUUUAAAAGACAAAAAUAUUUGCACAAAAACAUUUGUUUAAAGAUCUGCAAUAUAUAUAUAUAUAUAAAUAUAAAUAUAAAUAUAUAUUAAAAAAAUAAGAGAAACUGUAUGUGUGUUGGGGAAGCAGGUAUUUUUAUAUUAGAAGAGACUAUUGAUGAGGGGGGAAAGAAGAAGAAAAGUUUUUGUUGUGUUUUUUUCUGAACUAGAAUUAAAAAAAAUGGCAAUUUUUGUGAGGCAACUCAAAAGAGCAUGUAUUACAUUGUAAAAAAAAGCGAAACAAAAAAACAAAAAAAGCAGGGGUUUAGAGUUAUUUAUAUAAAUGUUGAAAUUUUGCACUAUUUUUUAAUAUAAAUGUGUCAGUGCUUGUGUUGGUCUAAAGCCUCUUAUCACAUCUACCACAAAACUGUUAAGGGAAACAUGUUUAUAACAGGGCAAUUCUGUAUGCUUCUACUCAGAAGUAAGCUCCACUGAGUUGAAUGGGACUUACUCCCAGGUAAAUGUGUAUAGGGUUGCAGCGGACGUAAGGACUAAAAAAGAGAAACUGAGGGAGGGAAUGCCUGUAAAACUAAAGCCACAGACCAGUAAGGAACAUCAUGUGAAGACUGCAUCUUGUACAUUUUCCUACUUUCCUAUUUUUGCUCUCCAUAGUCACUCGACCAGGUCUCAAACCUGAUCAUCACAUCUAUGACGCCUGACUACAGGUGUCCUCAAGAUACCUGACUGCAGAAUGUACACGGAACUGUAUCUGUUCUGAAGGGUGUUUAAUGCACGUGUAUAAACUACCCUUUCUUUUCUGGUAUGGUAUGAUUUCGACUUAAAGAGGAAAGAGGUCAUUUAUACAUUCGUGCAUACACCUUUCGAAAUUGGACACGGUUUCCCUUCUUUUUGCACUCAGGUGUCUGUUCCCAGGGAUGUUAAGUCACCACAAGAUUCCACUCUUGUACAUUCCCUUGGAAAUAAAGACUUUUUUAAAGAAAAAAAAUCAACAAAUAAAAUAUUGACUGUG